This is a messenger RNA of Trichoderma harzianum CBS 226.95, 606 nucleotides long. RefSeq lists its product as hypothetical. Gene Ontology annotation, biological process: proteolysis. The record is from RefSeq and is a predicted model, not a curated record. Gene Ontology annotation, molecular function: serine-type endopeptidase activity. The coding region runs from base 1 to 606 and encodes 201 amino acids. Lineage: Eukaryota; Fungi; Ascomycota; Sordariomycetes; Hypocreales; Hypocreaceae. The transcript is spliced from 2 exons.
AUGCCCCAAGAGGACACAAAUUUGAUUUCCAAGGCCAUACAGUGGGCACUAACGCAAGACGUUGACAUCAUUUCGCUAUCUCUUGGACUUGAUCUCCGAGAUCCGGAGCUUGAUGCCGCCAUCAAUAAAGCUAUAGCAGCGGGUAAAAUUGUACUGGCAGCAGCGGGAAACGAUGGCAACAACAAGCCGCGGGCACACCCGGGCAGAAAUCGUAACGUGCUAUGCAUCCAUGCCUCGAACGGCAAGGGGAAGGAUGGAGGGAUAUCACCGAGAGCAUUGGACAAUGAUGACAACUUCAUGACUUUGGGGACCGCUAUCCCCCUUAGUUGGAAAGGCAAAGAAGUGGUCAAGUCCGGGACGUCUUUCGCAACGGCAGUGGCCGCGGCGAUUGCGGCUGAUGCACUCGCGAUUAUCUCACGGGACGGUUUGCUAAAUGAGGACCAGCUGAAACGUCUUUAUUCCUGUGAUGGGAUGCGAUUAAUAUUUGCGCUCCUUAGCAGUCAGUCAGACAAUGGAUAUAAAUACGUUGCACCUUGGAAUUUGUGGGUUAGGGACCGGUCAAGCGAGUUAAUUCAGCACCAGAUUUUGGAGGUCCUGAGGCGUUAA